Messenger RNA from Blastomyces dermatitidis ER-3, 2119 nucleotides. RefSeq lists its product as uncharacterized. Bases 460 to 1893 code for a protein of 477 amino acids. The record is from RefSeq and is a predicted model, not a curated record. Lineage: Eukaryota; Fungi; Ascomycota; Eurotiomycetes; Onygenales; Ajellomycetaceae. The transcript has 3 exons.
AUCAUUCAAUAUCAUCCAAUACACAUCUUUUUCAAUCAAAUAUCAUUCAAAUAUGCGUCUUUCUUAUCUUUAUCAUCAAUAUGUCACCUCAACUCUGUAAUUUCACCACCAACAAGAUUGUAUACCUUCUUAAGAAUGAUUAUAUGCCUGCUGAGAUCGUGCGAAGCAUUGAUUAUCACCUGUGUAUAUUGAAUUCAAUGAAAUCUUCACUGUUUUGAAACUGCUAGAGAACUCUGUUCAAUAUGUGAUAUAAAGUCAAAGAUCAUAUCAGAUAUCUCUUCAAUUCUGAAGAGAUUUGAUGGAGAUUUUGAAGCUUUUUUGUAUCAUACAGUUGAGAACUUCAUAAGAGAAAAAGAUAUAAAAGAAUAUUUCAGAUCUACUUAUAUAGAAUAGUAUUAUAAUAAUUAGAAAGAUUCAGAUUACAAUUCAUUAUAAUAUAAAUUUAGAAGUGAAAGCAGUAUGAGAUCUGUUCUCAUCACUAUAAAUAGUGGAUGGAAGAUUUCAACAGCGGAUUUGAUGGAAGAUUUCAACAGUGUAUUCAAUGGAAGAUUCAACGGUGGAUUCAAUGGAAGAUUUCAACAGUGUAUUCGAUGGAAGAUUCAACGGCGGAUUCAAUGGAAGAUUUCAACAGUGUAUUCGAUGGAAGAUUCAACGGUGGAUUCGAUGGAAGAUUUCAACAGUGUAUUCGAUGGAAAAUUCAACGGUGGAUUCGAUGGAAGAUUUCAACAGUGUAUUCGAUGGAAAAUUCAACGGUGGAUUCGAUGGAAGAUUUCAACAGUGUAUUCGAUGGAAGAUUCAACAGCGGAUUCAAUGGAAGAUUUCAACAGUGUAUUCAAUGGAAGAUUCAACGGUGGAUUCAAUGGAAGAUUUCAACAGUGUAUUCGAUGGAAAAUUCAACGGUGGAUUCGAUGGAAGAUUUCAACAGUGUAUUCGAUGGAAGAUUCAACGGCGGAUUCAAUGGAAGAUUUCAACAGUGUAUUCGAUGGAAAAUUCAACGGUGGAUUCGAUGGAAGAUUUCAACAGUGUAUUCGAUGGAAGAUUCAACGGUGGAUUCGAUGGAAGAUUUCAACAGUGUAUUCGAUGGAAGAUUCAACAGCGGAUUCAAUGGAAGAUUUCAACAGUGUAUUCGAUGGAAGAUUCAACGGUGGAUUCGAUGGAAGAUUUCAACAGUGUAUUCGAUGGAAGAUUCAACAGCGGAUUCAAUGGAAGAUUUCAACAGUGUAUUCGAUGGAAGAUUCAACGGUGGAUUCGAUGGAAGAUUUCACAGUGUAUUCGAUGGAAGAUUCAACAGCGGAUUCAAUGGAAGAUUUCAACAGUGUAUUUCGAUGGAAGAUUCAACGGUGGAUUCGAUGGAAGAUUUCAACAGUGUAUUCGAUGGAAAUUCAACGGUGGAUUCGAUGGAAGAUUUCAACAGUGUAUUCGAUGGAAGAUUCAACGGUGGAUUCGAUGGAAGAUUUCAACGGCGGAUUUGAUGGAAGAUUUCAACGGUGGAUUCGAUGGAAGAUUUCAACGGCGGAUUUGAUGGAAGAUUUCAACAGUUGGAUUCGAUGGAAGAUUUCAACAGUGUAUUCGAUGGAAGAUUCAACGGUGGAUUCGAUGGAAGAUUUCAACGGCGGAUUUGAUGGAAGAUUUCAACGGUGGAUUCGAUGGAAGAUUUCAACGGCGGAUUUGAUGGAAGAUUUCAACAGUUGGAUUCGAUGGAAGAUUCAACGGCGGAUUCGAUGGAAGAUUUCAACAGUGUAUUCGAUGGAAGAUUCAACGGUGGAUUCGAUGGAAGAUUCAACGGUGGAUUUGAUGGAAGAUUCAACAGCAGAUCUGAAUGUGGAUGAUAAUGAGAUUGUGAAUUCAGUUCUUCUAUUCCUUUCAUCAUAUAUUUCAUCAUCAUCACAUUGAUUAUCUCACUUGAGAAUGCCAUAUUGAAUGAAGUUGAAGCUGCCAGAGCUGAAGAAGAGAAUAUAAUCACUGACAUUUGAGAGAUCUGUAUAGAAGAAUUGAUUGUAGAAAUUAUAGAUUCAUUCUUCUGAUUCUUCUUCUUCUUUCUACUUAUUAAUCAUUUUAUCAUCUCUCUUGUUCUUUAUCUCAUUGAUAAUCACCCGUUCAUACAAUCUGUAUGAGAUCU